AUGCCCGGCGUCAUCAUGGAACAUGCCAGCGUUGAUAUAUCUUCGCGACAUUCAAAUCUCAAUGAACAAACGAAUGGUGCGCCAAGUCACGACAAAAAUGGCCGCCUCCCUAUGUCCACGAACGGGCCGGUCCACGGGAAUGGCAUGGGGAGCGACACCACUACUUGCAAUCAGUCCGGAAAACCAACAAUUGAAAGCGCAGUAGUGCCAUUUGAGCUACCGCAUAUUACGCAAGGGUUUUUUCUUUUCAGCACACUCCUCAACCGGGCAGUACAACAAUGCUGGAAUGACCUAUCUGAGUUGGUGACAGAGCUGGCUGCAGUUCAUGUCUCCAACGAAAGCUCAGCUAUUCAAAAUUCAAAUGGGAAGUUUCCAGGAAACCAGUCUGCGGAGAAUGUGCACAAAAAAGUGCGCAUUCUGGACUUUGCUCAAGCUAAGAGAGCGGAGUUCAUCAAACUCUUGGUUCUCUCCCAGUGGGGUCGCCAGGCGGCCGAGGUAAGCCGGCUUAUUGACAUACAAGGCUUUAUUCGCACUCGGCACCAAGCGUAUAUGUCCGCGGUUCAAUUCGUAGGUGAAAUGAAACGGGACCUUGUUCGAGCGCAAAUGGCCAAUCCAGAUCUCAAAACGGCAUUGGAAGUUCUUUCGAAAGGCAGUGUAGCAACUCUCACACAUCUCGGCUACAAACCUCCCAGGCCCUUGACCGCGAGGGCCACUCUCAAAAAAUUACAUAAAAUCAAUCGAAUCAUUGGUGUGCGGCUGGCGCUCCAUGACCAAGUGCCGUUUCCAUUGCGAAAUUAUCGCGUCCACGAUGGACGGGUCACGUUCAUUGUACACGAUGAAUUUGAACUAGACCUGUCUGUCGCAGAAGAAGCGAGCACCUCACAAUUUUUUUUCGUGGAUAUCCGAUUCCUCUUCUCGCCCUCAUCCCCCAUACCAAAGGGGAAAGUGUUUAAUGAACUGGAUGCGAGGAUCAACCAAAUUCUUCAUAGCGAUGGUUUGAUAGGAUGUUUUGAUUUCCUUCAUGGCUUGGUUUUGACAAAUAAGAUCAACAUUCUCUUUAAACAAGCAGUCGAUCUUGCGCGAAGCUUAUGGUCAGGUGCUUUGAGAAUUGAAUUUCUCCAUCGAACGCUCGUUCUCCAAUACUGGAUAGCUAGAGCAGGACCUAAAAGCUGGCUAGAAAUAGGUGUCCAAAGAGGCCGUCGGAACAAUGAACUCCAUGGAACCGCCUAUGCAGUGCCACGAAUCGGCCUUCGCUGGAUACGGGAUGGCCAACAAGCUAACGGGAGUGACAUCCAAUUUGAUGCCAGCGACCUAUCUAUGGAGCGUGUCAUGCGAAGUGUCAUUGCUCUCCAUACAUCUCAUCUGCUAUUCACUGCCUAUACUUCCCUCAAGAAGAGCAUCUUGUUCUCAGACCAUGUUCUUUCUUUACGGGCUCAACUAUCCCUCACAGAGCCUGGCGAUUGCUUUCUCGGUGUUCAAUUAACACCAUCCCGUUCUCUUCGAGUUUCCAUCGAACCAUCAUCUGGUUCAAUUACCCUAUCCGGCGUGCCAGGUAUAUCAGAACGUCACGAGCCUGAGCGAGCCUCAAAUAAAUCGGCAAUUGAAGAACUCCUGGCCCGUGUCGCCAGGGUUCGCUGCGCCACUGCCAUUGACGAAAUUGAAUUCGGUAUCAAAGCCCUUGGCCUUGAGAGUGUUGGCCCGAGAGGUUUAGGGCUUGAUCCUCGUCGGCUAUUCCCCGCAAAUACAAUGCGAUCCGCCUUUUUCACCCAUUCUCUUUGGGAUCGUGGUUGGGUAGCUGCGGUGACAAGUAGUAUGGAUGGUGAUAGCUGGUGGUUGGUCCAAGUCCGGUUUACGGAGCCCCGCAAUGCAUCCGUCCAUCUUGUAAGAAACACUCUCAUGUCAAGCCAACGGCGGUUUGACUACUCAGCGUGUGCAGAAUUCUUACAUGGCCUCACUGGCAUGUUAGCGAUUUGCUCCAACGGCCAAUUUCUGGCCGAUCUACCUGAUGCACCUUCUUUCCCUCCGCUGGAAAAGAUGCAGUUGGGAUCGGACUUCCAAGUGCCGGAUCUGUUUGUUCAUUACAAACCAGCUGCACUCCCUCCAGCUCUCCGGAUAUCCUUGCCCGCGGGAUCAGAGCGAGCUUCCUAUCUAGAAGAUACAAUCCGGCUUUCAUUUCACGGCAUUGACCGCCAAAGUCAAUCAGCUGUACUGAUGGCUUACGGUACUUUCCGAUACCGCAUUAAGGUCCUCCCCACCCUUGUAUCUCAAAUGGAUCCUUUACUCGUCAUGCAAGACAAAGGUUGUGGGUUUGCCUUCCGCCUUCUUGUCCCUGCGGGCCACUCCAUUAUUGUUGGCUUGUUUGAACGGCUGCAGAGAUUCGACUGUGUGCUGUCAAUUCUCCAGUCUCUGAUUCAGAGAAACAUGACACCCCAGUCGCUAUCACUUUCUCACCUUGCGUUCACAUAUGGAUCCGAUAAGCAGUUUGGGGCUCGAUUCGACAUCAACGUUUCGGGCCCUACUCUUGCUGAUCAUGUUGAGAACUCUCGGGCUCUUUACAGCUCAGAUCCUUUAUUCAGCUUACAACUCAGGAUCAGCUUUGACAACCCAAGCCCCCAUCGACGUAUACAGCAAGCGCUGACUGUGGUCUUGAACCAACGUUUCACAGAAACAGGCGUGAACUCUGUUUUAGGCUUCAUGUCUGACACCUUUCCGCUCUUGCAGUGCUUGGAUCGAAUUACCAAAUCUACUCCAACAGAAUCUUCUAUUGUCCACGUUGUUGUUCGCAGUCCAACGGUCUUUCAAUUUCAUUACCCUCAGCUCAGCCGUCGAUAUCGUCUAUCCGCUCGUCCUCGGAAGGGUCGUAUGCUAUGGUUACUUGAAAACUCCAGUCAAUCUGAACCAUCUGAAAAGAGUCAUUCGGCAAGCAUUACCAGGGAAAGAAUUUAUAAGUCAAAAGGUGAUGGUUGGCAAGGUCUUGGAGAUGGUGCUAUCGCUUCACUUGAAAAAAUUGGCAAUCUGCUCUCGGAGCUCCAUUCGUGUUUGAGUACCUGCACACCGGAGCCAAAUCAGCAGAAACUUGCAACCACGGGCCAGAAGCCUAUUACAUCGGAGCAGUCAAAACAAAAUGCACCUUCUGGUGCUGUCAAGCUAGAAGCGAUCCCCCUCCAAAAACCAGAUACCCUGGGGAAAGCCGAUGUCAUUACAAUCGACUAA
Molecule: messenger RNA, 3213 nt
Organism: Penicillium angulare
Lineage: Eukaryota; Fungi; Ascomycota; Eurotiomycetes; Eurotiales; Aspergillaceae
Product: mediator of RNA polymerase II transcription subunit 14
Exons: 2
Coding region: 1-3213 (1070 amino acids)
Biological process (GO): regulation of transcription by RNA polymerase II
Cellular component (GO): mediator complex; core mediator complex
Molecular function (GO): transcription coregulator activity
Source: RefSeq, a predicted model, not a curated record